This is a messenger RNA of Panicum virgatum (switchgrass), 681 nucleotides long. RefSeq lists its product as uncharacterized. The transcript is spliced from 2 exons. The record is from RefSeq and is a predicted model, not a curated record. NCBI's taxonomy places the organism in Eukaryota, Viridiplantae, Streptophyta, Magnoliopsida, Poales, Poaceae. The coding region runs from base 127 to 432 and encodes 101 amino acids.
GUAGGUCAGAUGGGUUCAGUACUUCAGUUCAGUUCAAACCACUUUGCCUGUUCCCAACUGAGCUGAGGAGUAAAGCGACAGCACUCGGUCUCUGAAGUGUCUUUGCACUCUCUCCACCGCACAAAGAUGAGGACUUCCUUGCCAUUGGCUGCCGCCGCCGUCUUCUUGCUUCUGUUGCUGGCGAGCAUGGAGGCUGAAGCCAUCAGAUUGGACGCGGAGAGCCGGGCCGUGGUCAGCAAGCAGCAGCAAAAUGUCAAUAAACCAGGCGAGAACUUGGCGCAAAAGGACGCUCCCGUUAAAACCUCAGCAGGCGAGAGCGAGACGAAGAAAAGCAUCGCUGGACAGGAGCAGGUCAGGGCAACAGCACACAAGCUGCCUGAGUUCCACGAAGACUACUACGGCGCCAGUGUUCAUGAACCUAGGCACCACUGAGCGACGCAGUCUUUGGCCGCUCGAUCAGUUUGUUUGUUCCCUUUGUGCAAAGAGGAAAUAGGAUAGGUACUAGAUUAGUCAGCAGCCGUAGCAGGCUGCCAUAGCUACUUUAUUCUGAGCUUGAUUAGCGAGCGACAAUCCUUUUUUUUUUUCUCCUCUUCAUCUCUUGAAGGGAAAUGUAACAGUUUUGAUGCGCUAAUGCUUGGCAAAGCCAAAAAGAACUCAAGAAUCAAGAUGCUGUCAAAGCUA